AUGGCCGAACCUCAGGAUGGAAAGCCCGCGCGCUACCGCUCACAACGAAAGGCCCCAGUCACAUCUACACCGCAAACAACAGCCGACGAAGGCAUAGGUAGAAGCAGGUCUCGCUACCACAAAACACGCCCCGGUGCUCCUCAUGCUCAAGAACAACCUCACUCCGAACCUACCAACGAUGCCCCCAUCUUCCCGACUAGAAGUCGCUCUACUCGUGGUAGCCGUGGUAGAGACGGAUCACGCGACGUAGAAGCUGGCGCUCUCGAUUCUGGAGACGACGGCUACGGAAGCACGCGAUCGCAACACAAGAGCCUGGAACAGUCAAAAUCUCCUCCGAGAGAAGAUUUUAUGGCCAGGGCAAGAGCACAGGCUCCUACACAAAUUCGCGCCAAAGUCGAGAACUUCAUACCCGAUCAGGAAGAGGGUGAAGUUUCGGCUGAAGAAACAGCUGGCUGUUUUGGAAUCUUCGGUCGCAAGAAGAAGAAUAAAAAUUCAACUCGAAAUGCUGCUGCCAAACCACUCAACUCACGGCCUGCCGUUAGUCAGUCGGAUGGCCCUACAGGUAUCAGACCAGGAGGUCGUGGCAUAGUACCCAUGACAGAUGCACCCAUAUCAGCACUCAAUGGCGCACAAGAAGGAAGCAGAAAUGUCCGUAUCGAGUGUAACGGAAAGCCUUUCAAUCUGCCUGUCGGACCUACAACUUCUGCUGCAGAUCUGAUAGCAUCAGCCGCUAAUUGUUUGUCUGAACCAAUUGAUCUCAAGACAGACGUCCUUCUCGAGAAAUUUACGUCAAAAGUGGACGUGACACGACCACUCAGACGCUACGAAUAUGUGUUCGACGUCAUGAACUCCUGGGACGAAGAUCGCUCCAACACGUUGCAGAUUGUCCCUGGUCGCGUCUUGACAAGCAAUCCAAGCAACCUGAGUCUGGCCAACGUCCCUCGAGAGAAACCAAGAGAUUGCUCAUUCCUGAUGCAACAUUCCCAUAAGCCGGGCACGUGGAACAAGCGUCUGAUCACCAUUCGUCAAGAUGGUCAACUCGUCGCGGCAAAGCCUGACAAAGAGGCCGAGACCACCAACAUUGGUCAUCUCACCGACUUUGAUAUCUACAACCCCACAGCUAGAUUCACGGCCAAGAUGUUGAAACCUCCUAAGAAGAUCUGCUACGCCGUAAAGAGCCAACAAAAGUCUAACAUAUUCCAACAAGACUCCAAGUCAGUCUAUGUCCAUUUCUUCUGUACGUCAGACGAGACUCUUGCCACUAGCUUCUAUGAUGCCGUGCAGGGCUGGCGCAGUUGGUAUCUGCACCAUGCCAAGGAUGAGGGCAAGAAGAAGGCGGCUUCUGGACUGGGUCGAUCAUCUAGCAAAGCGACAAAACAGUCCUCUCACGCCCACCAACCUUCGACUGGAUCGAUGGAUGCUCACUACCAAUUAGGCAGCUACAAGCCACUUAUGGAUCUUGACAAGUUUGAGAGACCCUCUUCAUCAAGGGGUCAAGACACUGCUUCCGGUGCUCCUGCGCGAAAGCCUUCAGUGCGAGAGCGAUCAAGUCAUCCCUCCGUUCUAUCCCAACAGGAGAAACUGGCGGAUGAUGAACCUCUUGGCAGAUUGGCAGGAAACAGAAGAGCUUCUGUCGAUCAAGAUUCUGCAGAAAGAGAAGCAUUCUCAGGAGAUGGAUUGCUCGGCAGAAGCUACUCUACUCGCCAGAAGGCUGCCGCAGAACGAGAAGCCGCAGCAAAAAAUCCAUGGGUUACAGGUCCAUCUCUACUAAGCGGUAAUCAAGCAGAAACGUUGACCCGUCAGGGCUCUGUCAAGCGAACGGGCUCUACAAGGCGUACCGAAGGUCAUGGCACUGACCUCAGGCAUCGUCCAUCUACUCGUGAGCGUCUCAUGGCAGCUGAUGACGGGUUAAAGCGAUCUGGAUCGACUCGCGCAAGGGAUCCGCCGAAGCCACUGCUUGAUCUGACUCCUACCUACCAGCCACCACCUCAGCAUGCAAGAAAGGGCAGAGGUGUCCAUCCCGACCAAGUUGGACCUGGAGGGUUAAUUGACAAUGCAACGAGCCCUGAUCAGCCAUAUCAAAUACCAUCUUCUCAAGAUUGGCGUGGUAACCGAGGCAGUGGCCCUAUAGCAGCUAGUGCAGGAGUCAGUCGCCAAAGGUCAUUGGCCCAUAGACCCGGGCAUGAUUCGACAGACGAUGCUUUCACGGGUCGUGGUCUUCUGAACAAUUCUCGCAGUGGCUACGAUGGUAAACCUUCUGUUGGUAGAGGUGUGGCGAGCGGCAACAGAAACGCACGAGAGCCCUUGGUGGAUGUCUCUGAAGAGGGUAAGUACAUCUCCGGCAGUCUCCUUAAUCAGGUCGCCAGGAAGGAAAGAGAAGAAGGCAGAGGUGGACCCAUCAUUGACCGCAGCAAAUAA
Molecule: messenger RNA, 2418 nt
Organism: Aureobasidium melanogenum CBS 110374
Lineage: Eukaryota; Fungi; Ascomycota; Dothideomycetes; Dothideales; Saccotheciaceae
Exons: 2
Coding region: 1-2418 (805 amino acids)
Source: RefSeq, a predicted model, not a curated record